AUGAAAGUCGUCCGUCUUCGCUCAGUGUUGCUAAUGUUAGCUCAGCUCGCUAACUGCUAACAGACCUGUCAGUGUGUGAUGAAGACAAACUGUUUCUGAUGGAGUUUGUGUGAAGAAAAGGUGGAAAAUGGCCCAAAAAGUGCAGAUUCUGAGGUCACUGGUGGAGCAGAGACUAACUGCAGCUGCUGAAGAGAUAUUUGGGCUGUUUGAAAGAACCAUAGCAGAGUACGAGGAGGAACUUUGUCAAACUAAAGAAGAAAACCAGAGACAAAGACAAAUACUGGACUGUGUUUGGAAUCCGAGAGUUCUGAUUCACAAAACAGACGUCCAGCAACACUUGGUGGUUAAAGGAGAGGUUCCUCCUGAGCAGCAGGAGUGGAAUCCUACUGUGGACCAGGAGGAACCAGAACCAGAGCCCCUACACAUCAAAGAGGAACAGGAGGAACUGUGGACCAGCCAGGUAGUGAAUAUCACCAAGUUCCCAUCCACUCCUGUCCCUGUGAAGUGUGAAGAUGAUUAUGAUGAGUUUAAUAAAACACCAACUGAGGAGAACAAAGUGGAAGCAAAUAAAGUGGACUGUGGAGGAUCAGAACCAUCCAGCAGUUUCCAUCCACAUAGACAUUUACAAAGAAAAAACGAGCAGAAUGGAGAUUCUGAGGAAACCGAGGACAGCGAUGAAGACCAGACCCUGAACCACAAACCUGAGUCAAAGCUUCCAACAAACAGCUCAACAGAACAGAUGGAAACACAAACUGACGGAGAUGACGGUGGAGGAUCAGAGCCAGACAUGAACCUGGUCCACAUGGAGAGUGUAAAGGGAAGAACCUUUGACAGUAAGAGUUUACUGGAGGAACACAAGGACACUCACACAGGACAGAAACUGGUUGGUUCUUCUGAAUGUGAAGCAACAUUUCCUCAGAAAAACACAACACAGGAAACCAACUCACCCAGAGACAUGAUGAUGAAUAAUGACAUGAUACUAAGUGAAAUGGGAUGUGAAAAUAAACUAUACCACUGCUCUGUGUGCUCGAAAACAUUUUGCUGGAAGUCAAAGUUAGAAAUCCAUAUGAUAAUUCACACUGGAGAGAGGCCAUUUUGUUGUUCAGUUUGUGGAAGCAGAUUCAAACAGAAGUCUAGUUUACGCAGUCACAUGAAGUCCCACACAGGAGAAAAACCAUUCACCUGUCCACUGUGUCAAAAGUGUUUUGGAAGCAGAAGUCAGGUCAGGAAACACAUGAGAAUCCACACUGGUGAGAAACCAUUCAGCUGUUCACUGUGUCACAAAUGUUUUAGAGACCGACAUGAGGUCAGGAGACACAUGAGAAUCCACACAGGAGAGAAACCUUUCAGCUGUGCAGUUUGUCAGAAAAGCUUCACACGUAAACAUCAUCUUCAUUCACAUAUGAGGAUCCACACAAGAGAAUAAACAAAAUGUCACAUUCACAGGAAUCAGACCAACACAGACUAAAGAAUAAUGAUACAGUCAAAUUUUAGAGGAGAAUCUGCAUAAAUACUUUCAUGAUUUUUCUUACGUUUAUUUUUCUUAAUUAUUUUUUUCAGUGUUGCCGUUUUUUUAAUUCAAUGGAUGAAAAUACAUACUUAGUCUAUUCUUUCUUUUCAUAUUUAGAAGACUUUUUUUCUGAGAUCAGCAGUUGAAGAGUCAGACAAACAGGAUCCAAAUUAUCACAUCAGUUGAGAACGACAGGUGAAAGAGGUUAAAGCAACACAAUAAAAACAUGUCAAAAGUUUCCACCAUGUCCCUCACAAACUUACCUAGAAAUCACAUCAUUCAUGUUUGAAAUUUGUCCUUAACUCUAUUAUAAUCAUAAUUGUUGAAAAUAAUGUGUAAAUCAAACUAAUAAGUACAUCACUUCUAAAUCUACAUAACUGAACAUAAGACUCAAUGUAAUGAAUCAGUAAAUCUGGAACUUACCACAGGACAAAAAAAAGAAAAAGCUUUUUGUCUUCUAUAGAAAGAAAAAGUUCCAAUCUGGACUAAAUCACACUGAAUCAAAAAAGUGAAAUCAGAAUUUGUCAGAAUCACAUCAGGAUGUUGAGUUACACUAUUCAGACAAAGGUAUUGGGACACAUUGAAUUCAAGUGUUUCAAUAGUAAUACGGGGCGGGCUAUGAAAUGAUGACUAAUGUCUUAAUGUAAUUUCAUAUUAAAUAUUUGCAUUUCAUCUUUAGAGCUGCGUAUGUUGUAACUAUGUGUUGUGCUCCCUCUUGGCCAGGACUCCCUUGGAAAACAGCUUCUUA
Sphaeramia orbicularis (orbiculate cardinalfish) is the source of this 2258-nucleotide messenger RNA. RefSeq names its product zinc finger protein 771-like. The coding region runs from base 128 to 1426 and encodes 432 amino acids. Lineage: Eukaryota; Metazoa; Chordata; Actinopteri; Kurtiformes; Apogonidae. Gene Ontology annotation, molecular function: DNA-binding transcription factor activity, RNA polymerase II-specific; RNA polymerase II cis-regulatory region sequence-specific DNA binding. Gene Ontology annotation, biological process: regulation of transcription by RNA polymerase II. The transcript is spliced from 2 exons. The record is from RefSeq and is a predicted model, not a curated record.